UGUGUUGACUUGCUAACUUCCUGGUGAAGAACUUGACUGAAGGUGGGCGAACUUGACGUCUUCACCAUGGGCAAACGCAGGAGCAGGAGCCAGAGCCAGCUGCUCAGUUCCCUGACUAAAAAGCAGAAGAAGCAUCUCCGGGAUUUUGGCGAGGAGCAUCCCUUCUAUGACAGGGUUUCCAGAAAGGAAGCAAAACCACAGAUUUGUCAACUGUCCGAGAGUUCAGAUACUUCAAAUUCUGAAAGUGAAUCAGACAGUGAACCAGAACAAGUUUCUGGAUACCACAGACUACUUGCUACAUUGAAGAAUGCUUCUGAAGAAGAUGAUGAAGAGGAGGAAGAGGAGGAGGAAAAAGAUGAAGAAGAGAGUAUUGUAGAUGAUACAGAAAUGAAUGAAGAUGGUAGUGGUGAUGUGAGUGUAGAAGAAGAAGCAGGAGCUGAGGCUGUUGAGAUACAGGAUACUGUGGCCUUAUCUUCUGACCAUGAGGGAAAAGAUGGGGAAGAGCCACCUGGUACAUCAAACAGAUCCCCAGAGGAAUUCACAGAUGCAAAACACGAAUCGCUGUUCAGCCUGGAGACCAAUUUUCUUGAAGAGCAAAGUGUAGACAACUGUUCUCUGAAAGCAUUACAAGGUUAGAGCACAGCGUGUAUGGUGUGAAUUCACCAGGUGCUUAGUGUAUUUAUGCACUAAUGUGUGUGUAGUCUUCUAUUACUG
Castor canadensis (American beaver) is the source of this 714-nucleotide messenger RNA. The record is from RefSeq and is a predicted model, not a curated record. NCBI's taxonomy places the organism in Eukaryota, Metazoa, Chordata, Mammalia, Rodentia, Castoridae.